CAUCAGCGAUUCAUCAGCGAUUCACGAUUCAUCAGCGAUUCAUCAGCGGCUAAAUCUUCUCCUUCGUAGUAAAAUGAUCCCAAACUCCACGACAACUGCACUGCAUGUAGGUGAUCUGCACCCUGAUGUGACUGAGGUGAUGCUGGAGGAGAUGUUGAGUGCUGCAGGACCCGUUCACUCCAUCCAUCUCUGCAGGGACAAGAAGACUGGCUCCUCACACGGCUACGCUUACGUCAAUUUUCUGUAUCGAGCCGAUGCCGAGCGAGCGCUGGAAAGCUUUGACUCUGAGCUCCUGAUGGGGCGGCCCAUACAGAUGGCGUGGUCUCAGAGGGAGCCACCCGCAAAGAACACCGGCAUCGGAAACCUCAUCAUCAGGAACUUGGACAAGUCCAUUGACAGCAUGUCCCUGUUUGACCUUUUGUCCAUUUUCGGGACGGUCCUGUCGUGCAAGGUUGUAGGUGAUGAGAAGGGCUCAAAAGGAUACGCCUACGUCCACUACCAGUCUGCUGACGCAGCGGAUUUGGCGAUAGAGAAGCUGGACGGAAAACUGCUGAACGACCGUCAAGUUUUCAUCGAACACGUUAAGGUCAGCGAGCAGCACGAGGCUGAGGCGGACCCCUGGUCUCAACUGUUCACCAAAAUUCACAUCAAAAACCUGGGUGAAGACGUGAACAAUAAGCAGCUGAACACCGUCUUCGGCAAGUUCGGAUCUGUGCUGAGUGUUCACGCGGUGAAAGAUGAGAGCGGGAAGUCCAGAGGCUUCGGCUUUGUGAGGUUUGCGAGGCACGAGGAUGCACAGAGGGCUGUGGCUGUGAUGAACGGAAGGGUGCUGAACGGUAGACGGGUGCACGUGAGCCGAGCACGAACUAAAGAAGAGAGACAAGCUCAACUCAGGCAGAAGUCUGAGCAGGGUCUGAAGGACAAGGAGGUGAUGAGCGACGGGAAUCCAGUGCACUUGGGCGUGGCUCAGAGGAAGCAGGAACACCAGACUUACCUUGCCCCUCAGCAGAGGGUGGCGAGCGUGGAGCCAAACGCUGCACUGAACAUCCACCAACCUGUGCUGCCUCCCUGCUCCAUCCCGAACACCAUUCCUGAGACCGGUGGCAUCAAAAAAUCUCCAGCUGUAGCCAGAGUCCAACCUAAAGAAAGUGCCCAAGCUGUUCAAAGAGAGUCGUCUGUGGAAAGCGUGCCAGCUGUUGAGACAGCUCCAGCUGUAAACGGUACUCCAGUUGUGGUUCUGGUUCCAGUAAAAGAUCUUCCAGCCACGACUGAUGCAGCGCCUUCUACAGCUGUGGCACCUGUGGGAGAAGUUCAGCCGAACAAGGACACAACGGAUGUGUCCACAUACCCACCAGCUGGAAAACGGCUGACGAUCUACAUGCUCGAGUCGUCUCCGGUACAUGAACAAGUCAAGAUGGCAUAUGAUUCCAUGUUCCCCCUUGUUCAGAAAAUCCACCCAAACCUGGCGAAUAAAAUCACCUGGAUGCUUGUGGAGAGCGAGAACAACUAUGAAAUCAUGAAUAUGAUUGGAGAUCCUGAGCUCCUGCGUGCCAGAGUGAACAAAAUGGACGCUGUCCUGAAGGCGAGGGAAGCUGGUCUCAAGCCGGAAACCAUCAAGAUGCUGUUCAAUGACAAGAACAAGAAAAGAAAGAUGAAUAAGAGGAAGAAUUAUUAUUAAGAAUUAUUA
Messenger RNA from Neoarius graeffei (lesser salmon catfish), 1687 nucleotides. RefSeq names its product polyadenylate-binding protein 1A-like. The record is from RefSeq and is a predicted model, not a curated record. The transcript has 13 exons. Gene Ontology annotation, cellular component: cytosol. Gene Ontology annotation, molecular function: mRNA binding. NCBI's taxonomy places the organism in Eukaryota, Metazoa, Chordata, Actinopteri, Siluriformes, Ariidae. Bases 74 to 1678 code for a protein of 534 amino acids.